Fukomys damarensis (Damara mole-rat) is the source of this 1137-nucleotide messenger RNA. RefSeq names its product transmembrane protein 234 (gene Tmem234). The transcript has 5 exons. Bases 82 to 504 code for a protein of 140 amino acids. The record is from RefSeq and is a predicted model, not a curated record. Lineage: Eukaryota; Metazoa; Chordata; Mammalia; Rodentia; Bathyergidae.
GGAACCGGAAAAGGCUUUCGGGCCACUUCCGGAUUAUAAGAUCCGCCCCCCCGUUCCCGGAAGUAGGAGAGCGGUGUUGCCAUGGCGGCGUCUCUGGGGCAAGUGCUGGCUCUGGUGCUGGUGGCCGCCCUGUGGGGUGGCACGCAGCCGCUGCUGAAGCGGGCCUCCGCUGGCCUGCAGCAGGUUCAGGAGCGGAACUGGGCCCGACAGUUGCUGCAGGAGAUGAAGACCCUUUUCUUGAAUCCUGAGUACCUGAUGCCCUUUCUACUCAACCAGAGUGGCUCCCUUCUCUACUACCUCACCUUGGCAUCAACAGAUCUGACUCUGGCUGUGCCCAUCUGUAACUCUCUGGCCAUUGUCUUCACAUUGAUUGUUGGGAAGCUCCUUGGAGAAGACGUUGGUGGAAAACGAGAAGUUGCUGGCAUGGUGCUCACCGUGACAGGAAUUACACUCUGCAUCACGAGCUCAGUGAGCAAGACCCAAGGACAACCAUCUACCUUUUGAACGGACCGACCCCACCUCCACCUCUGCUGUCUCCAGGAAGCCCAUGGGCAUGAGGUGCAGGUAGUGAGCAGAUGGACCAGCCCUCUCUGAGCCCAGCUUCCUCGUCUCUUCUGGAAAGAAUAGCUACCUCAAGCAUCACAAUAAGAGAUCAAUGAUGGGGUUCUGUAACCUUCAAGUGGUGUUCAGCUGCUGGGAUUCAGGCCAGGAGACUUUACACUCACUCUCAUGAGCCUCUCCACCCAGCAGCUUCCUGUGGACAUCUCAGACCACCAUCACCCAGCCACUAUUAACCUGGCCUGCUCGACUACCAUAGUGGCGGGUCCCAUGGAGUGCAGAGCCCUCCUGCAUGGAAAGGACCACCUGUAGUCACUGAGUCAGAAAUGGGACCCAGACACUCCAGGGCUCAGUCAUGGUGACUUGGCUGACUGAGGGGUAGAACUGAGGGUAAGACUGUGCGUCAGAAUGGCAGAUAGGAGAAAUGAGCUGUCUGUCCCCCUCAGGGUAGGUGAAAAUGCUCAACUGCCAACCCCUCAGACAGAGAGCUGUGAGCCCCAGGACCAUGUAAUUAAUGCAGCACCGGUGCAACAUCUGGCCAGUAGAAGCCUUCAAUAAAUCUGCACUGUACAGACUGAG